GUCAUUCCUUGUCAUUUAUUCUUUGGUGUUGUAAAAAUGUUUCUUCUAUGAUGUUUCUUUUAAAAACAUUUUAAUCAUUGGAUUUAUUUAUGUUAAAAUGAGUGACAUUGAAAAAGAAAUUUCACUGUUAAUGUCCAAGGCAGAUGAAUCCGAUCCCGCUGCAUUUGCCGAGUUGUGCAAAAAUUUAGCAAACGAACAUUUUAAAAAGCAAGAAUAUGAUAAUGCAAUUGCCUACUAUUCUCACGCAAUACGCGUUAAUCCUAAUGUAGCCGUUUAUUAUGCAAAUCGAAGUUUCGCUUAUUUAAAAACAGAAUGUUUUGGAUAUGCACUAAAUGAUGCUUCAAAAGCGGUGGAACUUGAUAGGAAUUAUGUCAAAGGCUUUUAUAGACGAGCUGCAGCUUAUAUGUCUCUUGGAAAAUUUAAGGAAGCCCUUAAGGAUUAUGAACAUGUAACAAAAGUGAGGCCAAAUGAUAAAGAUGCAAAAUUAAAAUAUAAUGAAUGUAACAAGAUUGUAAAAAAAAUUGCUUUUGAAAAAGCGAUUUCUAUAGAUGACAAAAGAAAGAAUGUGGCCGAUACAAUAAACUUGGACGCAAUGACCAUUGAGAAUGAGUAUGCUGGUCCUGAAUUAGAAAAUGGUAAAGUAACUUUAAAAUUUAUGAAAGAACUUAUGGAUAUGUACAGUAAACAAGGAAAAUUACACAGAAAAUAUGCUUAUAAAAUUCUUUUAGACAUUAAAAAUUACUUUAUGAAACAACCUUCUCUGGUAGACAUAACAAUCGGGGAUACCGAAAAAUUUACGGUAUGUGGAGAUAUUCAUGGACAAUUUUAUGAUCUAAUGAAUAUAUUUCAAUUAAAUGGAUUACCAUCGGAGACAAAUCCCUAUCUUUUCAAUGGAGAUUUUGUUGACAGGGGAUCUUUCUCGGUUGAAUGUAUAUUUACAUUGUUUGGUUUUAAACUGUUAUACCCCAAUCACUUUUUUAUGUCUCGAGGAAACCACGAAAGCGCAACCAUGAAUCAGAUGUAUGGUUUCGAUGGUGAAGUGAAAGCGAAAUAUACGGCUCAAAUGGCGGAGCUGUUCACGGAAGUCUACAAUUGGCUUCCACUAGCUCACUGUCUAAAUAGACGAGUACUUGUUAUGCACGGUGGCUUGUUCUCGCGCGACGACGUGACGUUAAAAGAAAUUUGUGAAAUCGACAGAAACCGUCAGCCCCCAGAGGAGGGACCAAUGUGCGAACUUCUGUGGUCUGACCCGCAACCGCAGAAUGGGAGGGCCCCGAGUAAAAGGGGCGUCGGCUGUCAGUUUGGGCCCGACAUUACCAAAAAGUUUUUAGAAUUAAAUAAGUUAGACUAUAUUAUUCGGAGUCAUGAAGUGAAAAAUGAAGGCUAUGAGGUUGCUCACAACGGUACCUGCAUUACGGUAUUCUCGGCACCCAAUUAUUGUGACACUAUGGGAAACAAAGGUGCUUUUAUUACUCUGAAGGGCAAGGAUAUGAUACCAAAAUAUACAACCUAUGAAGCUGUGCCUCAUCCAAAUGUGAAACCGAUGGCAUACGCAAAUUCAUUACUAAGUCUAAUCUGUUAGUACCUGCGCUUUUAACGUAGUAUAACCCGAUGAAUAUUUUGUAAAUUUUAAUGCACUAAUGGCAUUAAUUACUUCAACGAUAGGUAUAUACAAAUCGGGGAUUUUAAAAUAAGUAGCGAAAUUUUAUAUCAGUAACAAUUAAUGCAAACCAUUAGCAACAAACGCUGUCUUCUUUCUGUCUUAGUUAUCCUGCUUUUUUAGGUAACAUUUAAUUUUUCUUCUGUAUACUUGUGUUCAUUUUUAUUAUUUUAUAUAUUAUUUUAUGCAGAAAAUCAUUUUAUUUUUCUCUAAAUGAUGUGAAAUUUCUGAUUUAUUUAUUAAUACAACUUAACUGAUCAAGUAUGGAAUUUACUUAUUUUGCACAUGCUUUACAUUUACAAACUGAAUCAUGGAACUUUUGUUUUGUAUUGCACCGAAAAUUACUUUUAACACACGCGCACAGAUUCCAGUGUCCAUAAAUAUUUCAAGUCUAGGAAUUAAAAAAAGAAUGUCAUCCACAAUAAUCUAAAAUUUAAUACUGUUUAUUUACAAAAAAUAAAGUAGAUAGUAUGGUUUAAAAAAUAUUGAAUAAAAUAAAUUGGGCUAAUGUUUUUUAUUUAGAAUCCAACAUUAAAAGCUAAUAAACGUUAAUAUUGCGAUUUGAUGUGAAUAACUUUUUUAUUGAAGAAAUGAUUUUGUGAGUCUUAAAAAUUUUAAUUGAGUUUCACGGUUAUCAGUUUGGAAAAAUUAUUGUUAAAUGGAGCAAACCACUGCCAUUCUCAUUUUUACUGAGCAAACAAAGUUAUAAAUUGUGACUUACUAAAAUUUUAAAAAUUACCGAAAAACAGAAUUUGAUUAUUGAGUAUCGAGUGUGAGUGUGAGUAAUCUCGGGUAGUAAAAUCAUUAAAAAAAAACAUUUAUGGAAUAUCAAUUUUUCAAAUCUUGUAUGGUUCUGGUUUAAUCUAGUUAAUUUUUUGUUGUUGCAAAACCCGGUUUUGUCUAACUUAAUUUUAACACUGUGUUGUGAACUGGAUUCUGUUAUUUUCAAAAUUGUUAUAUUUCAGUUCUUUUUGUGUAAUUUAGAAACAACUAUUCCCAGGAAUUUGUUUCACUUGUACCGGGUGGCAAAUUAAAAAGGGCAAUGGGCCUUACCUCGAAAAGUAAUUAUCGCAAACACUUGGGUGAAAAAACCUGUGACUAAAGCGGCCGAGAAAAAAUGGAUAUUAUUUUGAAAGUGGCUCAACGCUGCCCUGAGCAAGAGGGCCGUUUAGAAUGUAAUGAGAUGGAAUAUAACGGUACUGGUAUUAUAGGUUAGCUUAGGAAACAGAUAUCGAAAUGAGGUUCUCACUAACGGGCUAGACCUUUAAUCGCAAUAAAAGUAGCAUUUAAUUUUUUAAAGCAAUUUCAAGUGUUGUUGCGUAACGCUCUUUAGGGACUAUACAAGCAAUCUAAGUCAAUCCGCUCAGGGCAGCAUUUAUAACAUAUUGAACAACUCUAAGGAUGAAAAAUAAGUUCAGUCACUUUCCUUUAACAAAAAAGAAUCGAAUUUAUCUCCCACCCUUGCAACGGUGUCCAUUUUAGCUAUUUGUAAUAUAUGAUUAUUUAUGAAAAACGGGAAUUAAAAUUUAAGAAUGCGAUUACGCCCCCUGUGGCCAUUCUAGCAGCUUAAAAAUAAUUUCCAGCAUUUUCUCUUGACCCCUUUGCUUAUAAGCUUUUCACCUCAAGCGUUGUUCAAUUCCUUGUCGAGAUAGGGCCGAGUGUCCCUUAUUGACCGCCCGGUAUAUCUCUUCUCAUUUUUAAUCCAGUUAUGGAACGUUUGAUUCUAUCUUUUCGGAUACUACCGUUUCAUUUGUUUAAAAAUUACUUAAAAAAUUGUAACUGCCUUGAACUUUCAUCCUUCAAGUAAUUUAAGCAAGCGUAAAGUAUGUUUACUUCUAAACAUUGUUCCAUUUUGAUAGCGUAUAUUUUAAUAAAAAUUCCGAAGUUUAUUA
Molecule: messenger RNA, 3552 nt
Organism: Cylas formicarius (sweet potato weevil)
Lineage: Eukaryota; Metazoa; Arthropoda; Insecta; Coleoptera; Brentidae
Gene: PpD3
Product: serine/threonine-protein phosphatase 5
Exons: 10
Coding region: 98-1582 (494 amino acids)
Cellular component (GO): nucleus; cytosol
Molecular function (GO): protein serine/threonine phosphatase activity; protein binding
Source: RefSeq, a predicted model, not a curated record